AUGGAUAAGCAAAAGAAGGCCAAUGGAGCUCAUAUUUUGGCUCUUCCUUAUCCAAGCCAAGGCCAUAUAAAUCCCAUGUGCCAAUUCUGCAAGAGAUUAGUCUCUAAAGGAACGAAAGCCACCUUAGCAAUCACCAAUUAUAUUUCCAAAUCCACCAGCCUGAAAUCUGACACAGUCGGGAUCGAUACGUUUUCUGAUGGUUACGACGAAGGUGGUUUUGCUCAAGCUGGUGAUAUCGACGAAUAUCUGGCGCGUAUGGAAAAAGAAGGCUCGAAAACCGUGGCAGAACUCAUUCGAAAGUACCAAGUAACAAACCAUCCCAUUGAUUGUAUUGUUUAUGAUACAUUUUUGCCUUGGGCUUUGGAUGUGGCCAAAGAUUUUGGCAUUCUUGGAGCCUGUUUUUUCACACAGGCUUGUGCUGUUAAUUAUGUGUACUAUUAUGUGCAUCAUGGGUUGUUGAAACUGCCUGUUUCUACACUGCCUGUCGAGAUUCCUGGAUUGCCUCCACUUGAUCUGCCGGACAUGCCCUCGUACAUUUCUGUACAUGGAUCCUAUCCUGCUUAUUUCCAGAUGGUGCUGAAUCAAUUUCCAAAUGUUGAGAAGGCUGAUUUUAUGUUCAUUAAUACAUAUUUCAAGUUAGAGGAAAAAGUGAUUGAUGAAAUGACAAAAAUGUGUUCGAUGUUAACAGUGGGGCCAACAAUUCCUUCUUUCUAUUUGGACAACCGCAUUGAAAAUGACAACAACUAUGAACUCAACCUAUUCCAAUAUGAUUCAACAGACUGCAUUAAUUGGCUUAACAAUAAGCCUGCUGGAUCUGUCGUUUAUGUAGCCUUCGGUAGCAUGGUUUCUCUCCCGGAAAAGCAAGUGGAAGAACUUGCAAUGGGCUUAAAAAACAGCAAUUUCCACUUCUUGUGGGUGGUUAAGGCUUCUGAGCAAGAAAAACUCCCAAAAAAAUUUGUCCAGGAGACUUCUGAUGAUAAGGGCUUGUUUAUUACAUGGUGUCCACAGCUAAAAGUGCUGUCAAACAAGGCCUUGGGGUGUUUCUUUUCGCAUGUGGGAUGGAAUUCAACGAUUGAAGCAUUGAGCUUGGGGGUGCCAAUGGUGGUUAUGCCUCAAUGGACAGAUCAAACAAUGAAUGCUAAGCUUGUGGAGGAUGUUUGGAAGAUGGGUUUAAGGGUAAAAGCUGAUGAAAAUGGGAUUGUUGGGAGAGAAGAAAUUGAGGGUUGUUUAAAGGAAGUAAUGAAGGGGGAAAAGGGAAAUGGAAUGAAGAAAUUUUCUAGUAAAUGGAGGGAUUUGGCUAUGGAGGCAGUUUGUGAAGGUGGUACUUCUGAUACAAAUAUUAAUGAUUUUAUAUCUAAAUUGAAUAAAAAGUAA
Messenger RNA from Fraxinus pennsylvanica, 1374 nucleotides. The record is from the annotation of a GenBank genome assembly. Lineage: Eukaryota; Viridiplantae; Streptophyta; Magnoliopsida; Lamiales; Oleaceae.